This is a messenger RNA of Bombus pyrosoma, 7071 nucleotides long. RefSeq names its product ATP-sensitive inward rectifier potassium channel 12-like. Bases 4287 to 6458 code for a protein of 723 amino acids. Gene Ontology annotation, cellular component: plasma membrane. Gene Ontology annotation, biological process: potassium ion import across plasma membrane; regulation of monoatomic ion transmembrane transport. Gene Ontology annotation, molecular function: inward rectifier potassium channel activity. Lineage: Eukaryota; Metazoa; Arthropoda; Insecta; Hymenoptera; Apidae. The record is from RefSeq and is a predicted model, not a curated record. The transcript has 10 exons.
GCACCGACUACCAGGAUCGCCUCUUAUACGUAGAAACCUACAAUCUGAAGCUGUCGUGAACCUCGAAACUCGUAUACAUCGUGGACCUAAAUUCCUGAUAAAAGUCGGAGAUAUUCUGCUAGAAUUAAGCCUUUCACGUGGAUAUCCAUAGCAAUUUUUUUAUUUCAUUCGUAUCGUCGUUGAUGAUGCUUCGUUGUGUAUAUUUUUAACGUUUGAGGCGUAAGAGAAGUUCACAGGCGAUUCUGUGAAACGAAAUAAAACGAAGAAUAAGAAAAUUACGCUCGAGGCUUCGUGCAUUAGGUGUGAUUACAUUCGAAAAGUAUAUUGAGUAUACUUUGUUAACUAUACUUAUGUAUUCUUUGCUGAUUAUAGACCGAUAAGAGGUGGACGAUUGGUCGAAGGUUACUCUAAAUAUAAAAAUCUAGAGUACAAUUUUUUUACUCGUGGCCUCGUCUUAAAGAAAACAGCGGUAUAUGCCGUUUGAAAAUUUGAUUUUCUCGGAAACGAAGCCUCCGACGAAAAAAUUGUACUACACGUUUCCGACUUAUUUUUGGAUAUAGAACAACCUCCUUGUCAAUUAUACUCCGUCUAUUUGGGAAUUAGGUAGAUUCCUAUAUACUCGGCAAAUUUUCAACCUCGAAGGUGAAAUUUUCUCGAUUUUCGUCGUGUCUUGAGUGGCAGAGUGCAUCUAUUGCACGACAAAAUAGAAUUCAAUCUCACAUCGUUGUACGUAACGACGAAUACACCGACGAGACUCGGAAAAGCGAACCUACACGUAAUACGAAUAAUAUAAAAAUUGCAAUAAAAAUUCAGGUCGAAAACGUUGGCUAGUGCGGCCUCGUAUAAUCUUAUCUGUAGCUCUGCCCACAUGUCAAGUUCUUCUACUAGCAGUACAUUCGCACACGGCUCUAUUUCCAUGCGGCACGCGUAUCAGUGUGACGUAUUUUCUCACAUACACACGCAUAAACACAUCUAAAUAUAUACAUUCACCGUUUGAUAGGCGCGCUCGCGCCUACCUUUCCACACGUCCACGUGACACAUUGAACAAUGCUCGUAAAGUAGCGUACACGUUCGGCCACACCGUCUUAAAACACAUUCUACUUGGCUAGUGUGGGUGUGCAAACGCGCGCGCGCGUGUGCGUGGAUUAUUUUCGCUUAUACCGCGGCGCACGCAAUCUCAGAAGUGGUUCUCGCGUUGACAGGUUCCGAGCGAGUUUUCGCCGACCACGAGCCACCGAUCGGUCAGUGCUUCGAACAGAGGAUCCACGAUUUCUAGAUCCUCCUCGUACCUCGUCUAACUUUCGCGCUUCCAACGAUUUUCCGGUUCGUUCGAAACGUCGUGGAAUCCGGCGCGCCUCGACGCAAGGAUCGAAGGAUCGACGACUCCUCGAUGCUCUUGAAACCUUUUGGAACUCGGUGCUUCGACAGACAAGGGAUCGAUGAUUUCUAGAUCCUCCUUCGACUUUGUACAAUUCGACGCUUUGGUAGGCAGAUCGACGAUUUUUGGAUGCUUGUCGAAUAUCGUGCAAUCCAGGCAGGAGAAUCGAAGAGGAGAGAACGUUCUUGAAACUUUGUGGAAUUGAUCGACCAGUUCGUGGAUCCUGAAUUCAGCGCCUCGACGAGUUCUCGAUCCACUUUGAACUUGGAUAGCAGGCUGGAAAAUUUUUGGACUCGCGCUGGACAUCGCGGAAUCCAGCGCUUCGAAGAUGGGAUGUUCGAUCUCUGGAUGCUUUUUCAACAUCGUGGAAUCCCACGUCUGAAAGAACGAAUCGUCGAUCUCUAGAUCCUCUUUCGAUUAGAAAGACAAAUUAUCGAGUUCUAAAUUCUUUCCGAAGACUAGUGAAGUGCAGCGCUUGGAGAAAGGGAUCGUUGAUUUCUAGAUCUUCUUCCAACAUCGUGGCGCUUCUAAAAAGAGAUCACAGAUGUCUAGACGAUUCUUGAAUAUCAUCGAGGUACUGUUUCCAAAUUAUUCUCAACGUGAGAUCCAGCAGAAUUAGAAGAAUGAUCGUCGUAAUCAAGAAGCAAGAUCCGACUGUUCGAUAUUUUGAAGGAAACUUCUACAAUUCGCAGAUUCACUUCGAACGUACGACUAGCGGAUAGAAAAUCCAGUGGUUGGAAAAAUUGUUCGUUUCUAUAUCUGGUUGGAAUAUCGCGUAAUCCAGUGAUCGAGGAGGAUUUCUAGAUCCAUUUCGAACAUCAUAAAACCCGUCAGGAAGGCGAAACGAUCGCGUUCGUCGAUACGAAACCGCGUGACUCGCGAGGAAAUUCUUAUGCAACGCGUGCAGGACGUGGUGCACACUUUGCCGGUGCUUAGGCGAACGUCAGAGCAGAGAAGGAGAGGAGAACCCGUCGCGAAGAAUUAUGAAUGAUCCUCGGAACGAGGAUGAUCGCGAGCCGGCCCCGUGUACCCGGUUGCUGGAAAUAGCGUGCAAUCUGCGCACGGAAACGCCGACAACUGGACAAAUACGCUUGUUGCUCGCUUCGUUUGCUCUACACCAACGUGCUAUCGUUGAGUCGUGACGAAGAGGUACCUCGGACCGGUUGUAUAACUAUUCAAAGUGAAACUUAAUACAUCGUAGGACAGUGAAUUAGUAAAAUUAGAGGCUUUUUCUCUCAUCAAGCCGAGGAUCGUCGCUCAAGUGAUUUUGCUACUCGUUUCGUUAGCUGCUAGCCAAGGUGCUAUCUUCACCGAAGAAACUUCAAUUACACACGUUAUCCUCGGAACUUGAUACAUUAGUCGAUGUACGCAAGUUAAUUAAAUUUCUUUUUCUUCGUCGAUCUGAGAAUCGUCGUGUCGAGGAACGAUUCUUGUUCUCUGUGUCCUAUCGACGUGCUAUCGUUCACUUGCGACGAACAGUACAUGUAAGUAUCUACAGCGAAACUUAAUUGUACAGAGCCGGCAACGGAAAUUAAUUUCCAUUUCUUAUUCGUCAAAAUAUUGCCACGCAAAUGUGAAUAGCAACUUUAUUAUCAUGGUGAUCGUGGUCGACGGAUGCGGAACAGUGAUAAGGAUGACGAAACGGGACGAGAAUAAAUGAUAGCGUAUGUAUAUACGGUCGCGGUUGUACGAGAAAUCGUACGACGUUUUAACGUGGCCGUGAAACUCGGGACACUACUGUGAAUCUAAAAAGUGUUCGUUUUGCAUUGCAAAUGAAAGAACGUUUCUUUAAAACGUAAUUGUACAACGAACCUGUGCGACAGUACGAUGGUGUUAUCGAUGGUUCUAUUCUAUGUCCAACAAAUAUAAUUGACGGUGGUGACCGGUUUGACGAUAGAAAAUUGUAUAUACACGUCGUACUCAGGAAAUAUGGUUAUGAAAUAGAAAAAUGACUGGAAAUGAUUUCGCUGGGAAGAGGUGAGUGGCGUUCGUGGCGAAUCGUAAAUUCAAUUGACGUACAACGCGAUGGUGCUAGUCGUUGAGGAACGUGUUUCAGAUUAUCGUUCGAUUUACAAUCUAUGAAUCAGUCAGGCUGGCGACAAAAAUCAUCGUAGAAACUUCACGAUCACGGAUAACAAUCGUCUCGUAUCUCGUCGUUCAAUGGUGUUCAAAAAUCUGUCACUCUAAAUCUUCGAUGAGAUUCUCGUACGAUGAUCUGGCAGAAGAUAAGCGAGAAACGUUUGCAAAGGAGAGAAAAUUAAUUGGUAAGACGAGUUGCCCAUUUCUGGAUUCUCUUCGGACGUGGUCGGGUCCAGUGGCUCGAUAGAUUUCCAAAUUCUAAAAAGAAGAUUCUCGUCGCCGUUGAUACGACACGAUCACCGGCCAGUCAACGCCUUGACAAAAGGAUCGUCGAUUUCUAAACUUCGAAUAAACGUGGAAUCGAUAAUUAAAAGAGUCGGAAAUUUGAAUUUUCAAUUUCUCUUCACGGAAGGACCGAUGAUUUCUAGAUUCUCCUGGAAUUUAUACAGAGCGUUUCAACAGACAAGUCAAAGAUCCAUGCGGCAUCUUUGAAGAUCGCGGAGUCAGUGUUUAAACGGAAGAAUCGAAAAUUUCUAUCAUCCUCGUUGAGCUUUGUGAGAUUCGGCGCUUUAACAAAAGGAUCGAUGCUUUCUAGAGCCUCUUUGACUUUUUCCGGCGUACGGCGUUUCAACAGAGCCGCCGAAGAUUUCUGCGGCCUCUUUGAAUAUCGUGGAAACCAGUGCUCAGACAGAGGAGCCGACGGUUUCUAGAGAUUCUGUUCGAACGCGGCAUGAAAUUCUUCUUUGUAUCGCGUCGGUGAAUUUGGCGAAGAAACUCUGAAUAGGAGAAGAAAAGAGACACGGGAGGGAAAUCGAGAUCGUUGAACGAAAUGCUCAUGACUGAAAAGGGUUCUCUGUCGAAAGAAGGAACCAACGAGGAAUCGGACGAGCAUACGAUCGCCACCGACAACAACACAGUGCCACUGGACGAGUUAUUGGUGAACUCGACGGUUCCUACGACCGCGGUUGCAAUAAAAGUGUGCGAUGACUCCGCGGACGAGACCGGAAGAGGCAACAACGAGAAGCAGAAACGCGGCAUUCUCAGCAACUUUCAGAGAAGGACAUUCAGCAGGAUCAGCUUCAAGGGAGAGACCGGCCCUUUACUGAGCAGUAUGCACGAAGCACCUUCGAGAUUGACUGUAUUUCCAACAAAGAGUUACGACAACACCGUAUACCGGCAAACAAGAUUCAGCUCACGACGGAUACGCAAAAGAGUGGUUUUCAAGCACGGCGAUUGCAAUGUCGUACAAGGAAAUGUCGCCAAGAGACGGCGCCGUUACCUUCAGGAUAUUUUCACGACGCUGGUGGACGCACAAUGGCGUUGGACUCUGCUGGUGUUCUCCAUGAACUUCCUACUGUCAUGGCUCGGUUUCGCCCUGAUAUGGUGGCUGAUAGCGUACAGUCACGGCGACCUCGACCUAGAAAAUCAGAACAAUCCAAACAUAACGUUCACCCCGUGCAUCAGGGAGAUUCGUGGAUUCACCAGCUCCUUCCUAUUUUCCAUCGAGACGCAGCACACGAUCGGGUACGGGUCGAAACACCCAACAGACGAGUGUCCAGAGGCAGUGUUCGUGAUAUGCAUCCAGUCAAUGACAGGUGUGAUCCUGCAGGCCUUCAUGGUCGGCAUAGUUUUCGCGAAACUGUCCCGGCCGAAGAAGAGAACACAGACGUUGCUGUUUUCAAGGAACGCUGUGAUCUGUCAAAGGGAUGGACAACCCUGUUUGAUGUUCCGUGUCGGUGACAUGAGGAAGAGUCACAUCAUCGAGGCUCACGUCAGAGCCCAGAUGAUCAAAAGGAAGGUUACCAGAGAAGGAGAACUGCUGCCGUUCUUCCAAACAGAAUUGAAAGUGGGCGGUGAUGGCGAGGAGGACAAGAUAUUCUUUAUUUGGCCAACGACGAUCGUUCACAAGAUAGACGAAAAGUCGCCUCUUUAUCAUAUAUCAGCCAGCGAUAUGCUCAGGGAACGAUUCGAGAUUAUCGUCAUGUUGGAAGGUGUCAUCGAAUCAACUGGCAUGACGACUCAAGCCAGAAGCUCGUACCUGCCGUCGGAAAUUUUAUGGGGACACAGAUUUGAACAUAUAAUCACGUUCAAAAAGGAGACUGGGGAAUACGAAGUGAACUAUUCCUUGUUCAACAAUACCUACGAGGUUGACACACCAUUAUGUUCAGCGGCUGAUUUGGACAAACUUAGGACGAUGCAACGAUCGAAAGGAGGUAUUUCAGAACGUGCGAGCAACAGCGGAUUCGCUCAUUAUCGCGAUGCGUCGAGCAGUUCUUUGACCACCGGAUCCGGUUCCAGCCUAGCGUCGUCAACAGGCGGAUUGCACAUGAACGUGCCGAUGACGCUCACUCCGAUUCCAGUUAUGAUCACCGGCCCUGACGGUUCUCUUAGACGCGAGAGCAUGCAAAGCGCGCAAACUGACUUGAAGCAGUCCAUAUUUUACACGCACAACGAGUUCCUGGACGGUGAUCCGCACGUUUUAAAUCAUUAUUCCCACGAGGAAUUAAGAAACCAAGAGGAUUAUGAUCGUGUAUUGGAAGAUAUAAACGCCACCUUAAGGAAAAAUCGAGCACCGAGUAAGGAAGACAGAAGAAUACACAGGGAACCGUCCAAGUGUACCUUAGACUCUAGGAAGAGCGAGUCGAGAGACACGAUAAAGAGAUCCAGUUCUAGGACGACGAUGGAUCAAGUUCCAGUUAUCAGCUCCCUAUCGAAAUCACCAUCGCGACAGCAUUUAGAUCCCAGACAUAGCAAGUUCGCGGAAUCCUCGGAAGCGUAUCGCGAACCUUCGCCUCAUCCUCUCACCUCCUCGAGGUCCAGCCUGGGAGAGAAUCACAAGGGCCCGCAGAAAAAGACCAGCUUCAUCUUAGGCGACGUCGAACACCACGUGAUAGAUAUGGAGCCUAUGAAGGAGUUUCCCGCUCGGAACGCGUUGGAGGGCGAUUCGUCCAAAACGAAUCAUCUUCCUAGGCACGCUGUUUUCUAUCAGGAACAAGUGUAGGUGAGCAAACGUGGACCAUCGUUAACCACUUAACGCACGUAUUUAACGUGAUAUGUGUAUUUGAAGUUGGAUUUUACUGAAUUAAUUGUUUUUGGCAUCGAACUUUGUGGACUGAAAAACUAUAGUAUCUUAUAAAUAAAGAUAUCCAUAUUGGUUCUAGUUUGAGCGAUUAUUAUAUGCAUUCAAGCUAUAGUAUCUUAUGUAUUUAAUUUAUACGAUAAUUUAUAUGAAUUAUUAAAGAUGUCCAUAUAUGUCAUAAAGAAACAUGUUAUGUAUAUAAUUGCAUUUUCGCUUGUUUUUCAUUAUAUUGUAAUAAAUUUCCAUUAAUAAAUAAAGGAACGAUCUGUGCGUUAAGGGGUUAAGGAGUGAAGUAGGAGACUUAUGAGAAGACUUAUUCUAGUCUAGAGGAUUUCUUUUCUAGAAGAACCGCAAGAGGUUUGACAUUAGCUUCCUCGUAUAUUAUUAUUAUUAUUUAUUUUAGUCCGUGCCUUUCGGUUUUGGACGAACUUUCGGAUUACAAUUCUUACAUUUAUCGUAUUGCACUCCUUAGCAUAUUCUUACCUCUAGCGUCUAAAACUAAUGACUACAAACUAUUGCAACUUAUGACUACACA